This is a messenger RNA of Lycium ferocissimum, 3973 nucleotides long. RefSeq names its product COP1-interactive protein 1-like. NCBI's taxonomy places the organism in Eukaryota, Viridiplantae, Streptophyta, Magnoliopsida, Solanales, Solanaceae. The coding region runs from base 242 to 3682 and encodes 1146 amino acids. The record is from RefSeq and is a predicted model, not a curated record. Gene Ontology annotation, molecular function: actin binding. The transcript is spliced from 4 exons.
CAUAUUUCAUUUUUAUCAUUACUAUAAAGCCCCUCCUCUCUCUUUUCUCUCUCUCUAUCAUUCCUCAAAUUUGAAAAAAAUUGCUCUUUGAUUACAUCAUUCUCUCUCUCUAAAUUAUUUUUCUUCCAGUUUUGCUCCAAGCUAUAGUUUCAGUGCUGGAACUUACACUAUUGGACAUGGGCACAGCCCUCUAUUGUUGAAAAGAGAGAAAAAACUGACUAGUGAAUAAACACUUGAAGAGAUGACAAAAAAGCAUCGUCUCAGGGAAAAAGUUAAGUCCUUUUUUGGAAGUCAUGUUGAUCCAGAAAAAGAUGAGGAGCUGAAAGAAAACAAAGCAGAAAUUGAAGGCAAAAUUCAGAAGAUCUUCGCUCAUAUUAAAGGAGAAGGUGGCAGAGAUGAAAAAGAACCUCUGGUGGAGCUAGUUCAAGAUUUUCACAAUCAUUACCAAUCACUGUAUGCUCGUUAUGAUCAUCUCACUGGAAAACUGAGGGAAAACGUACAUGGAAAACACGACAAAGAUAGUUCUUCCUCCAGCUCAGACUCAGAUUCAGAUUUCAGUACAAAGAAAAAGGGGAAGAAAAAUGGUAAACUGGAAUUCACAGAUGCAACAGAUGGCAUCAAGGAAGAAUUGGCAAGCGCAAACCUAGAAUUAAUUGAGUUGAAGGCUCAGUUGACGGCUGCGAAAGAAGAAAAGGAUCAGGCCUUGCAAUCUGAGCACCAGAGUGCUUUGAGCAAAUUACAAGAAGCAGAAACAACAAUCACUAGUUUAACUAGUGAAGCUGAAAGGUUGAAAGAGGAAAAUUCGAAGCUUCUGGGGGAGACGGUGGAUCUCAAAGAGAGUUUGGAGAAAUCUGCAAAAUUAGAAGCUGAAUUAAUGCAGAAGGUCGACGAGAUAACUAGAGAAAGAGAAACCCUACAGCUAGAAUUGGAAGCCCUAAAAAUCGAACUUCCCUCAGUGAAGGAACAACUAGAUUCUGCUGAAAAAGAAAUAGCUCAGCUAAGUCAAACGCAAAAGGCCACAGAGAAAGACAAUUCUUCUCUAUCAUCAAAAGUUUUACAGCUCUCGGAGGAGAUCGGACAGGUAAAGGCGAUGCUAGAUGAGAAAGAAAAGGAGAUUUCUAAUCACAAGGAGAUGCACGAUGCUCACAAAAAUGAAGCAUCGACUCGUUUAAGAGGUAUGGAAAUGGACAUUGAUUCACUGCAGUCUCAGAGAUUGGAAAUCGAGAAACAGAAGGAAGAUGAGCUCUCUGCAUUGGUGAAGAAACUUGAGGAAAAGGAGGAGGAAUUCUCAACAAACAUAAACAAUAUACAACUUGAAAUUGAAUCCUUAAAUGAACUGAAAGGCAAGCUGGAGGAGCAAUUGGAGCAACAAAGAAACGAGGCGAAUAAGAAGGACGAAGAAUUGGAGUCUCUUUGCAGCCAGAAACUUGAAUUGGAAGCAGAACUGCAGAAGAAAGCACAAGAAAUUUCGGGAUUCUCAAGUGAGAUAGAGAGUCUCAAGGAGGAGAUAGCAAACAAAUCUGCAGAUUCACUGAAAAUUCUGGAAGAGAAAGAAAGUUCUCUUUCACAAGUGAAAGACCUAGAAGUGGAGCUGCAAUCACUUCAGAAGCUGAAACAAGAGUUGGAAGAGCAGCUGGCAAGCAAAGAUGAUAAAAUUUCUGAAAUUGAGAGAGCAUUAACUGAGAGAGAAAGUGAACUAGCCGUUUUAAAGAAGAAAUCUGAAGAUGGAGAAACUGAAUCAUCUGCUCAGAUUGCUGCAUUAACUUUGCAGGUGAGCAAUCUGCAAGAGCAUUUGGAGAAUUUGCAAGUUCAGAAGUCCGAAAUAGAGUCUCAACUUGAGGCGAAAACUGGAGAAACAUCAGAAUACCUCACUCAGUUGGAAUAUUUGAAGGAGGAAUUAGCAAGUAAAACAUCAGAUGGCCAGAGAAUGUUGGAAGAGAAGGAAGGCCUAGUGGCAGAGGUCAGGGAGGAAAAGGAAAGUCUCCUAAGCAAAAUAUCUGAACUGGAGAAUGCAUUAGCGGAGAAAGUUGACGAGCAUGGAACUUUGCAAAAGAAGCUAGAGGACGUGCAAAAUGAAACUUCUACUCAGAUUGUUGCCUUGACAGAAGAAGUUGAUAAGUUGAGGCAGCAGACAGAAUUGCUGCAGACUGAGAAAAGCCAGCUGGAGUUGGUAACUGAAAGAGGUAAACAAGAAUCCACAGAAAGUUUGGCACAAGCAGAGAAUCAGAACACCGAAUUAUCACAAAAGAUUGUGGAUCAGGAAAUAAAGCUGAAAGAGCAGGAGGAAGCGUUGGGGAAGUUGGUGGAAGAGAAGGACGGUCUAGUGGUUCAGGUCAAUGAUCUCCUGGCUGAAGUGAAGUCUCUUUGUGAACAGAAGAGUACAUUGGAAGAAAACAUUAAUGAUACAAACAAUGAGAUCAAUCUGCUGAAGGAGGAAAGGGAAAGCUUCCUCCGGAAAAUAUCUGAGUUGGAGAAUUCAUUAGUCGAGAAAGUUGACGAGCAUAUUACCUUGCAAAAGAAGCUAGAAGAUAUGCAAAAUGAAGCUUCUACUCAGACUGUUGAAGUUAAUGAGUUAAGGCAGCAGAUAGAAGUAAUGCAGACAGAGAAAAGCCAGCUGGAAUUGCUAAUUGAAAAUGGUAAACAAGAGUCCACUCAGACUUUGGCACAAGCAGAGAAUCAGCACACUGAAUUAUCACAAAAGAUUGUGGAUCGGGAAAUGAAGCUGAAAGAACACGAGGAAGCAUUUGGAAAGCUUGAUGGUAAGCUGCAGGAGUACAAGGAAAGCCUCAAACUUGCAGAAAUGAAGAUUGAAGAGAUAACAGAAGAGUACCAGAAGAAUCUUGAAAGUAAAGAUCAGAAAAUAGAGGAACUGGAUGACAAAAUUGAAGAUCUGAAGAGGGAUCUGGAAAUGAAAGGAGAGGAAACCAGCACACUGGUGGAGAAUGUCCGGAACACUGAAGUUAAGCUACGGUUAACCAAUCAGAAGCUUCGGGUGACUGAGCAGUUGCUGACUGAGAAAGAAGAGGACCACUUGAAGAAAGAAGAGAAGUUACUGCAACAUCAAAAGUUUCUGGAAGAGAGGAUUGCAACAUUAUCAGGACUUAUCGCUGUUUACAAGCAAACUCAAGCGAAAAUAGUAGCAGAUAUUUCAGACAAAGUAAAUUAUACUUUGACUCAAAUAGACACGUUCAGUAUGAAGUAUGAGGAAGACACUGGUCACUUGGAGUCCCGUAUUUACGAAAUAUUGAAUGAGCUUAAGGUUGCUUUGAAUUCGAUCAAAGUAGCAGGUGAAGAAAAGAAGCAGCUCAAGAAGGAAAUCGACAGUCUAGUGCAACAACUAAAAGAUGAGAAAGAAUGUGCAUUGGUUUUAAAAGAGAAGGUUGAAGAAUUAGAAAAAACAGAAAAAAUGGAGUUGAAUCAGAGGCGUAGUUUGACCGAAACCGUUCACCAACUUGAAGAGAAGAUAGUUACAUUGCAGAAAAUGAUGGCGGAGAAGGAUGAAAAGAUGGGAGAGUAUGAAAGGAAGAUGAAUGACAAAGAUAAGGGAAUCUUAGACUUGAGUGAGGAAAAACGAGAGGCGAUAAGGCAGUUGUGUAUCUGGAUCGAUUACCACCAGAGUCGCUAUGAUGAUCUUAUAGAUAUGAUCUCAAAGACUAGGGGAAGAAGGCAAGUAACUGCUUGAAAUUACUUUGCAAUAUGGUACAUCAUUUUUGUUAUGCUUUCCUUAGUUUUGUUCUUUCUGUUUUUGGAGUGAUUGGUCGUUUUUUUUUCCCAGAAGGUUAGUGGAUAUUUAUUAUUGGGGCUUGUUUUUUUGGAUGCCGUCGUCUGUAAGCGUCUUAGUUUCUUUGAAUACCCUUUUUAGGCUGUAUAGGCAAGUAAUGCUACCAUUUUUUCAGUACUGGAACUUCAUUCAUUGGAUAUAUCAAUUAGUGGAACCGUAAUAUUGUGAGUAUUACAUGCACAUUUAUAAGGU